Nematocida major is the source of this 285-nucleotide messenger RNA. RefSeq lists its product as uncharacterized. The transcript has a single exon. Lineage: Eukaryota; Fungi; Microsporidia. Bases 1 to 285 code for a protein of 94 amino acids. The record is from RefSeq and is a predicted model, not a curated record.
AUGGACAGAAAGACCAGAGAAAUUCUUGAGGAGAACGAAAGGAUGAAAACGCUUAGGAGGACGGUUCUGGAUCUGAAGGACAUUUCGCAGAAGAUAAACACGGCUGCGCAGGAGGAUGUGGAGGAAAUGGACAAAAUGCGCGCUCAGGGGCUUCGGGACGCGCUCACCGUGCAAAACAUCAUAAACAAGCUGCAGACAGCAAGAGGAGACAGCUUCACGUUCACCUUUAUUGUGACUAUUUGCGUUCUGGGACUGCUUCUUUUUCUGGGGCUUCUCUUUAUGUAG